AUCAAAGCCCAUCAAUCGCUGCAACGGGGUCAAGGUCUUGCAAGUACCUACAAGUUCUUGCGUCAAGUGCACCAGGUAAACAAUUUUUGAGCAAUUAACCAGUUGUGAUACGCGUCCUUUCACAGCGGCAUCCGUUCUGUUCAAGCUGACCCAACUGGCCGCUACUACUAGGCUGCCAGGCCAGUGCCUGUCUGCCAGCGCUUAUUUAUUGAUUAUGAAUGUCGAUCUUAGGGAAGUUCAUACUGGUAACGAGGUUAGGACACACGGUAUUUCCGGUUUCCAACCUGAAGCUUCACCCUUCCUGGUCACCCAGAAGUCCUAAUUUCGUUAUAAACUUCAAGGUUCGGCUUUAAGCAAUUCUUUUCGCCACACUCCCUGCUAUCGCAUGUUCAUCACAUGCCACACCGUCUGUCUCUCUCUUUUUAUCUGCUGCGCACCGUGACUCUGGUAGUUUCCGCUCAACAGCAAGUCGUCCUUGGGAGUACCAAUCCAGAUAUUGUCUACGUUCCUCCACUAUGCAAUGUUUCAAAUACAGGAUGCUCUAGUGCAUGGCAGCAAAUAUAUAUUGACUGUCCUAGCACUAAUGGAACACCGGUAAUUGUUACUACUACAACUGGCCCAAUACCACAAUCCGGGAACUUGGUACCCCAGUUGUUUUUGACCUUUAGAGCAUCAACGAUAUAUCUGCGCACAUCUCCCUUUUCCAACGCGACCGUCAAUUUCUCCAUAACCGCUGAUCCGAGCGGCGUUACAAUUACAAAUCAGGUCAAUACUAACAUCGACCAGCUUAUCAUCGCCGAUAACCUGCCCGAGUCACAGACGUCGACAUUAGGCAUUACAUUCCUCCAAGGACUUUCUCCCACCCGUUUCGACGUCGAGUCGAUCACGCUCAACGUCACAAAUAGCAGUGCGACCUCCUCUUAUCUUCCAACACUAUCAUUACCCACAUCCAGUCUUCCUCCGAGUCUUUCGCCCUCCUCAACGAGCACAGCAAAUUCGACUACCAGCCAGCGAACAGGCAUUAUCAUCGGUGCGACUGUAGGCGGGGUACUUGGCUCUUUGGCCAUAUCGAUAGCCAGUUUUUGUGUCUAUUGGAGGUGGCGAAGGCGACGGAUUUGGCGGUCGGAGGUAGAUGUAGGAAUAUAUCCAAUGAGACCACGGACGACAAGGACUCGGUGAUUGUGAUACAUCGUAUACCUUAUAUCGGGACUUCGUAUUUUGGUAUAAACACUGGACACCUUAUUUAACAUACUGUAAUUUAUCGUAUAACUGAACACUGCAGACUGCGAAAUGA
This is a messenger RNA of Suillus fuscotomentosus, 1294 nucleotides long. RefSeq lists its product as uncharacterized. The record is from RefSeq and is a predicted model, not a curated record. Bases 397 to 1179 code for a protein of 260 amino acids. Lineage: Eukaryota; Fungi; Basidiomycota; Agaricomycetes; Boletales; Suillaceae. The transcript has 4 exons.